Messenger RNA from Electrophorus electricus (electric eel), 14068 nucleotides. The record is from RefSeq and is a predicted model, not a curated record. Lineage: Eukaryota; Metazoa; Chordata; Actinopteri; Gymnotiformes; Gymnotidae.
AUGCUCUAUAGGUUAUGUCUGCGUCUAAAAGGACCGUACAAAGCUGCGACCAGAGUUCUCUACAAAAGGUUCAACUCUCAGAGGGACGACCAUGACAUACCCGCUGACCUGUCUGUAGUCCCAGUUGCCACGUUAGUGGCUAAAGUUGGCCCAGAGCUGGCGACAGGACAGUUCACGUGGAUGGAGGGACCCUGCCUUACGGCUGCAGCUCUGGGCACUGACAUUCCUUUCAAAGUUAUUAAACACCCACAGGAAAUAGGAUCCAGAAUGUCCCUAAAAGAGAAAUGCACAGAGUUGGACGGAACAAAAAACUAGGGAAAGUAAAGAGGGGCAAAAUCUGGUCCUCUUACAGGCACUGAGGUGUUUCACCUUUUUGCCAAGAAAAGACAUUUGGGAAAGCUGCAGUUUUAUCACCUGAAGGCUUGUGAAGAUGGUCCUUUCAGGCCAUACGAGCUGUGUGUGGUUCCACCCAGCAAAGCAGGCCCAGACCACUACAUCUUUUCCCCCACCUCUGUUACUCAUAUUCAGGAUGGUCAAAGCGUUGGAGUCUGGUCUCUAGCUGGCUGGUAUCAGGAAGCAGUUCUAUGGAAAGCUCUGAGAGAUAUUCCUUUUUUCCGAUCUUAUCUACUACGCAAGGGCUUCAUGCGAUGGCGCAGAAACAUUCGGCGGAUUGCAUUCCGACGCAGGCGAGAUCUCCUGCACACACACAUGCUGAUAGCAGUGCCCCAGAUCAGCCAUGCACUGCUUCACUUCAACAGACUCCUUGAAGAGCUCAGUAGAGUGUGCUGGAUUCCCCAGGAUGAGUCCAGGACAUUUACUCUUCUAGAGUUCCAGACCAGGCUCUCCAAAGUCUCGCAAGAAUCUCGAGGUUUUUUAGAGCGAUUCCUACAUUACCGCUCUCUCAUACUCACUACGGUACGGGAUUUCAGCCACAGUGCAUAUCAGGAGCUACAUCAGCAGGUGGAGCUGUCUGCGCAGGGCCAGAGAGGUCUGCCCCUGCACACCCAGCAGGCCUCCACCCGCCGCCUACGCCAGCAGCUUGAGCAGACCGGCCGCGUCCAGCACAAGCUGGGAAGGUUCGCUGCGCUUGUGGACCACAUGAUUGUUCAAGGACUCGUUACUAUCAGUCGGCGUGAGAUAACAGCCUUCCACACGAGAGUGCUGAAGAGAGAACAGGGGGCAGUAGGCAGUGUGUUCCAGGCAGAGCUGAUAUUCGGAGAGGACAGUCAGCUUACUGUCUUUCCACCUCUGCACCUGUUCCAGGAGGCACUACGAGGGACACUGUGCUCAGUGCAUGACUCUGUACUGCAGGUGGUUGACUCCUGCAAUGAUUCGUUAGACUCUAAAGAGUCAGUGUUUGUUAGUUUUCAAGACAUUACUUCAAGCACCGGUCUGGUGUAUAACACGAGUGUUCCUCUGGGUGGAGAGUUUGACAAAACAGAACCAUUCCUAACAAGUGAUGGGAGAAUUUCCUCAUUGAAGAAGCCUUGUGUUGUUUCAACCUCAACAUUGGUGUUGCCCAAAAGGAUCUCUCUGCAAGUGCAGGGUAAGAGACUGCACAUGCAGUACUGCGCCCUCUCCAGGACACAGCUGGAAUGGCACCUGCAGCUCCAUGCUGGAACACAGGAAGUAGAAAAAGAGCAGGCCAGAAUCACACAGGAAGCCUUCCAAGAGAUCCAUCAGCUGUGUGAAAGCCAUUCUUGGUUGGUGGACACCUAUUUCUUUAUCAGCCAGUGGAGGCCAGCUUCUCUGGAGAGCAUGCGUGGGUGGUCUGCACUUCAGUAUGAGGAGCAUGUGCAGAAGGUUCAGCUCUGGAUAGAGCGAGUACGGUCUAUGCCUCCUGCAUUCACCACGUCCAACAAGCUUCUGACUGUCAACCUCUCUCAUAUCCGUGAGAAGCUAGAGCCCAUGCUGAACACCAUUGAGGAGGAUGCUUUGAGGUUUCUGUCCGAGGAACUGCAGUUACAUUCAGAAAACUUAAAAUCUGAGCUGAAGAAAGUUAUUGAGAGCUUGAAAUCAGAACCCACUGACUUCAAUGGACAGACAAACUAUAUUGGCAUGGUGAAAUUCUACAAGGAGAAGUCAGUGGAUAUGCAGGCACAGCUAAAGUUCAUCUGUUCCCUCCAGGAGAUUGUGCAGCUAAACUGCAGAAGCUCAACUCCAGGCAAACAGCCCUUGGUGGAACAGACACAUGACUUGUGGAACCACUUUGUUCCUCUGCUGGAGAGAGCAGAAGAGAUGGUCACCAGGCAGCUGCCAUCCGUGGUGAACAUGCUGGACAGCACAUUUUCCUCGCUCACUGAGCAAGUACGGGAGCUGGUCAGCAAGGCCACAGCUGGACCAACUGUUGGGCUAAUGAGUACUACCCUCACAGGAAUGUGCAAACAGCUGCAUGAUCUGAGCAGGACCAGCAAGAGUCUGAGAGGUAAAGUGACACCCAUUAGAUCUCACGUUGUGACAAGAGCCAAACAGACUGUUGAAGCUCAGAUGGGGCUUUGGGAACUGCUGACUAUGUCCAGUGCACAGAUUCGAGAAUGGAAGCUCCUUCUUUUCAGCAAGUUUGUGGUGUCCAGAUCCCAGGAGAAGGUUACUAAAUGGCUUGAACAGGCAGCCAUACUGGCAAAAGUCAUCACCUCCCACAAUGCAGUGCUUCAGGAGACCUUGCACACUCUUGAGAGCUUCAACCAGCAGCUGUCGGUGUUAGCCAAACUAAGCAACCCUACAGUGAAACACAAACACUGGACAAACAUUUUUAAGGGCAUGGGUUUACUCUAUGUCCCAGACCAGAAUUAACUGUGGCUGAAUCUUAUGAACAAAGGACUAUGGGAGCAUCGCGAUAAUAUCACCAAGAUCUGCAGCGAUGCCCAGGCAGAGGCAGACAUGCAGUGGGAGCUCCACAGACUGCAGCGGUGCUGGGAAGGAAGCACGUUCAGGCUGGCCAAGCUCAUCUUCACCCUGUGGCACGACAACAGCCCAGCGCUGGGUGAAGCUCCACGGAAGAAGCCAGACGUGACUUUGGUUUCAAACCAUCACUCCUGGGACAGUGGCACGUUCACCAUUAUAGGAUUGGACACAUUGCGGUGCCAGACUGAGGACAGCGUUAUGACUCUCUCCUGCAUGCGGGUUUCCCCACAUGCUGCUGAAUUCAGGCAGGAGGCAGAACACUGGGUGCAGAUAAUGCAAGAGCUCCAGGAGCUACUAGACCUUUUUGAAAGAUACCAAAAGAAGUGGGUCUUCCUCAGCAAAAUAUUCCAUGAAACAUUUGUCAGCACACAAAAUGUGGACUUGUUAGAGAAGUUUUCCCCAGUGGACAAGACAUUUCGUGAAAUGAUUCAUGUUACAUUAAGUGACCCACAUGUGCUGAAUUUUGUUAGAGGGCACAAGGCCAGAGAGACAAAUUGUCACUUCCAUGGAAAAAAUCUGCGCCUUCUUUUCAUUGAAGGACUCAAAGUGAUGGAGGACAUUUCCAGCCAGUUGCUACAUCUUCUUGAUUCACUGCGUGGGGAGUUCCCCAGACUGAGAUUUCUGAGUGAUGGGGAGGUAAUCAAACUUCUCUCCCUGAACCUAACACCAUCUUCUCUUCUGCCGCUGGUGCGUAAGUGCUUCAGAGGAGUGCGAUGGCUCGAGGUUGGCAACAGUGGCAGCCAUGAUUUGACAGAUCUAAUGAGUGAACUAGAGCUGUCCAACACCCAGAUGAGUGUAAAGGGUGUUUAUGGAUCCCUAAUGGAGCAUGUUCCCUUCACCUGCUCAGUGGAGCCUCAUUACAUCCCUGUGGUUUGGCUUGGUCAUUUGGAGACAAAGCUUCAUCAAACAAUUAAACAGCUGAUCUUGAAAUGCACUGUUGCUCGACAUUGUCCUGAGCCAGUAGAGAAUGAGCUUAAACAGGAUACACGUUUUGGUUGUGUUCCUUCACAUGAAGAUAAAGACAAAAGACAGUCUCCAUCUGUUCUGCAGCUAAUCUCUGAAUAUCCCCUGCAGUGCCUUUUUGUGGCAGAGGAGGUCUUGUGGUGCAGUGAAAUCCAAAAGGUUGUUCUUAACCCUGCUCCAACCAUGUGGGUACAAAUUAAAGCACAUAAUGCAGCAAAACUUCAAACCCUGUGCCAAACUAUACGAGAUACCAUUUCAAAUUCAUAUGAUAUGUCCCUGGCAUCCAGGAGGACAGUGACAGCACUCCGUGCCCUAGUUUUACUUACCAUUAAGCAUUCUCAACAGGUUACUGUCCUUGCUGAAGUAAAGGGUGGCCUGGAAUCUGCUUUUGAGUGGAAGAGGAUCAUGAAGUAUCGCAACAGUGCCAUUGACAAAUCAGGUCAAAGCAGUUUGCCCCUAUCUCUCGAGGACCCAAGCUGGACCGAACAUUCUGUUCAUGUUGAUGUCUUGGGGACAAAGUUGACUUAUGGCUAUGAAUAUAUAGGGCCUGAGAACUGGGUUUUUGUGAAUACCCCUUCAGCAGACCGAGCCUGUUUGGGCAUUCUUCUUGCCCUCAACAGUUACAGAUGUGCCUUUAUGACUGGGUCCCUCAUGUCUGGUAAGGAAAAUACUGUACUGCAAUUAGGAUGGGGACUGGGACGGCAAGUCAUUACCUUGGGAUGCUGUGCAAAUACGAGUCCUUUACUUAUUUGCCAAAUGUUGCUUGGCGCUCUUCAAACUGGAGCCUGGCUAGUGCUUGAUUCUGUGGAUUCAAUGGAACAGGGGACGUUAUCUGUUCUAGGGCAACAUUUGACAGACAUUCAUCAGUGCCUAUCAAUAUUUCAGGAAGAAGCACAGCUGAAAUUACAGGAGCCUAAUGGUCACAGGGAAAAGCUUUCACCACAGGAGUUCGACAGGGAUCCCAUUUACACAGUAAAAAAAAUGCUGUUUGGAGGGAGAAAUAUUUGGGCCAAAUUAAGCUAUGGCUGUGUCAUAAUUUCAUCAAAUGGGUACUCAGCUGAAGUACCAGAUAACUUGCGAACUGCUGCAAGAUCGGUUUCAUUAAUGCAACCUGAUUAUAGCGUCAUUACAGAGGUUUUGCUGGUUUCUAUGGGAUUUUCUCAAGCAGCGAGCAUGAGCAGACGACUUAUUUCUCUCUUUAGUCUGGCCAAGGAUUCAUUUUGCCUUCCAGAUUUUGUUAGUGGAGCUCAAUCUUCCUGGCUUAUUCUUCUCCAAAAAGUAAUCUAUGCUUCUGGAACAUGUCUUUACAGAGGUUCUGAUGACAAUGGACAGAACGGACAGAAACCUGAUUGUAUACCUAUCAAAGCAUCUGAACAACUGCCACAGGAAAUGAAAGAUCACUGUUCAUCCCUUGAUAAGUACACCAGUAACUGCUCCAUUGUACAUUCUGUAAGAGAAGACCAGGCAGUUAUCAGAGGAAUAAUGUUGAUUUUAUUGCCUGCCAUCACUAAGCACAGUAGAGCUUUACAAUUCCGCACCAUCUUUGAAGAAAUCUUUCCAAUUGCAAGAUCCUUACCAGUUCUUCAAACAUUUAUGGAAACAAGUGAAAAAAAUCUCCUUAGAGAUGCUAUCACAGAGGAGUUGCAAAAAAUAGGAUGUUGUGCUGACACACAACUGCUUCACAACACUGUGACUCUGCAUCAGGCCCUACGAUUCUCUAACGCAGUUGUGCUUGUGGGGCCACCAGGUAGUGGGAAAACAACUUUGUAUCAAGCUCUUGCAGGAGCACUUCGACGACUUGCAGCAAAGUCUGCAGAUGCUGCAUUUGAGGAAGGCUUUGCAGAUCCCAAACUUUUGUCCACUUCAUGUUGGUGCUCUGUUGACACUGUGGUAUUAUUUCCUAAUGCUCUGUCUGAUGAGGAGCUUUUUGGUGGAUGCCAUGAACAACCAGGGUCAUGGCGGGACGGAUCCUUCACUAAAGUACUGAGGGAUACAGAACAACAUGAUUUUUCAGUUAGUGCUUUAUCCAAAAUGAAGAAGAAUGUUGAGAUACAAAGAGUUAAAUGGCUAGUGCUGGAUGGGGAACCAUUGACCCAAUCAAGAUGGUUUGACUGUUUGGGUACUCUGGGUGACCCCAAAAAUCCCUUUGUUUCCCUCUCAUCAGGCGAGAAUAUUCAUCCAUCACAAGAGGUGCUCAAAUUCCUCAUAGAGUCAACCAGUCUUGCAGACGCAAACCCCUCUGCACUGACGUGGUGCAGCCUGGUGUAUGUUUCUGGAAAGUAUCUGUGGAAGGCAGCGUGGAAAGCUGAGAUGAACUCUCUGUACAGGGAGCACACCCUGGACCAAAGAACUUUAAAAAUGUGGAGCUGUUUAGCUGAAGAUCUUUUCUCUAGCACUCUGAAUUUCCUUAGACACAAUGAAUUAAACACUGUCAUGCCCAUGGAUGGGCAUGGAGCCAGUAGAUCAAGUCUGAAGAUCACUGAUGGUUUGCAAGAAAUAACGUCAUUCAUUAAGAUCCUCCAUGCUCUUCUGGCAGAGUCUGGCAAGGGAUGUGUCUUAAAAUGUGCAUCUAAGCAUACUACAGAAAGAGGUACCAGUAUCAAGCCUUCCUUGCAAGAUCCAGGGCUCAUGUCUGCCUCCACAGAGGUACAGGCCAGAAACCUUUUUGUUGUUGCUUAUAUUUGGAGCUUUGGGGGACACCUGCAUCCCAGACACUGGCCACAAUUUGAUCUUCUUGCACGAAAAGCCUUGUUGGAGAGCCGUUACAAAAUUGAAGUUCCAACUCAAGGCACAGUAUUUGAGCACUUCUUUAACUUUGCUGAUACAAUGUUAGAAGAUUCCACCAGGGUGGUUGACUUCACCAGAAAUAAGGGUCCAAAGCACUCCUAUACAUCUGUGCCACAGUAUGGAAAAUGUGCAUAUCUCAUGGACCUCAUGUUGGAAGCCCAUCAAUCAGUACUACUAGUAGGAGAAACAGGUUCAGGCAAAACGAAGUUGGGUAAAUCUUUGUUAUCCCCCCCCAAAAUACAUGUGCACCUACCAGUUAGCCCACUGCUGCACCCAGCUGAUUUACGAAGUCUUCUGGAGAGUAUAGGCAGGCGGAAGGCUCGCCUAGACUUUCUGGGAGCCAUCAUGCAGUAUCCUGGUUUAGUUCUGUUUCUUGAUGACUUGCAUGAAGCACCUUUUGACAUUUAUGGGAAGACAUCCAUGACUUUGGAGAUCUUACGUCAGUGUAUCUCAAGGGGCGGGGUGCCGACUUCAGAUGGCUGUCACUUUAAGAUGUUCUGCUCUGGAGCGAUUAGUUAUCUAAGCACUUGCAGUACUCUUGGACCAAACAGCAGCAAGUUCAACCAGAUUUCCCCACGGCUCUCUAGGCUGUUUACAGUCCUGGCACUCCCUAGCAUGACUCUGGAGAUUCUGUUUUCUAUCCAUUCAACACAGUUACAACAGUGGCUGAAAAACUUCCCUUCUAUGCCAAGGAUCACAGAUUUGACACACCGCAUUGUUACUGCAACCUUUGGUGUAUAUCUUGCUGUGCGUAAAGUUUUUCGCUUUUCUACACACACUUCCCAGUUUGUUUUUUCGCUACAUGACCUUAAAAAAGUAUUCCAAGGUAUGUGUCUUUGGGAUCCAAAGAUGCAAUCCCGGCAGUUACUCCAGAGGAAUUUUAGCCUCACUUCAUCGGCUUUGCCUGUCUUUGCUCCAACAUCUCUUGGUCCUGCAGCAAACGUGCUCACCAUUGCCCGUCUGUGGAUGCAUGAGUGUUUCCGCACGUUUGGUGAUCGCUUGUCCUCAGACGAGGAAUGCCAAAAACUGGUGUCAAUUCUGACCCAGAUGUCUGAGGAGAAUUUUGGUAGUAGUAUUGUGACUGAAUGCCAAACUAGAGAAGACUUGUCCAGCCCUGCAUGUCAGUCAAAAAGCAGAAAAGCAGAUCACAUAAGUCAGUCUCUACAUUUGAAGCCUGUUCCACAAGAUAUGGAGGAAAGUACGAUAUCUAGAAAGGAGUCUGUUGAAUCCCCCAUAGCUGAAGGCAUAGAAAGUCAUUCAAAGCAGGUGGAAAAAUCAGAGUGGUGUUCUGAGGAAGAGAACAGCUCUGACUACAGCGUUUCAAGUAGUGAGACUGAAGAAGACUGUUAUAGCUCUGCUUCUUCAAACAGACGUAAACAGGAAGAGAGUGACUAUGAUUCAGCCUCAAGCACAGUGACAGGUAACCCUCAAAUUCCUCCCAGUUCUCCUAGAGACACCAAGCUGUGGAGGUCCUCCACCAAAGUGAACCAAAGCAUGGCUUCUCAGCAGGUACUGAAUCAGUCUGAUGUUCCAACUUGUAAAAAACCUCAGGACUCCUCCAAAAUGUUUCUGCAGCUGCUACUAGAUUCAGGUUCUUCUAUCCGCAAUGUUGUCUUUAGCUCAGACAUUUGUGGACCCAGCAAAACCAUAGCAGAGCACCAGUUUCGAUGCCAGUUUGCGUACCUUGAGAGAGACAUGGCUGUGUUGGUACAGCAGCUGGCCCAUAUUGUAGCAAACAGAGAAGAAGGAGAUAACUGCAACUCUGCGCCGUAUGCUGUGUAUCACCAGAGAGUAUGUCAGCUCACACACGUAUUACGCGCCUUGCUUGUUCCUGGUGGACAUGGGGUUCUCUUCAGAGCUGCAAAGAAAACAGGCCGGAAGAGUACUGUACGUCUUGCGGCCUAUUUGACAGGAUACAGAAUAAUUGAGGUUCAUCACAGGAAUGAGGGCAAGUUAAAGGAGAUGUGGAAGGAGGCUGAGAGACACAUCUGCCUAUGUGGUGGACACGUGGUGUUUCUGAUCCAUGAGGAUACUAGCCAGGCUGUGAGGGAUGAGUUACUGGUGGUCAUGGAUACUGGAACAUUCCCCAGGCAUUACACAGAUGAAAAACUGAAAGUACCAAAUUCCGGUACCCUAGUGAACAACACACAGUGUCAUCUAAAGUAUGACCAGGUCCUUGAAAAGUGCUUCACAAAUGCCCAGAGAAAUAUACAUGUGUUUUUAUUGGUGCCUAUCAACCGUGUCGCAUAUGAAAGACAAGCCGGACAGUUGGCCAGUGCUGUGGCACACAUUACCAAGGCAGUAACCCUGUGCUGCUGUGUAGAGGUGUACCAGCCGUGGAGCUCUGACACUUUAGUGGAAAUUGCCUCUCGGCAGAUUCAGAUUACAAACAUAGAUAUUAAAGUUGAUGCAACCCUGGUGGGGAGUAUUACUCAGGCAAUGGCUGGAAUACACACAUCUGCCACUGCAUAUGCUUCUUCCUUGCUCAACAUUCAUCCAUUCAGCCCUCAGACCUUUAUUGAGCUGAUAGCGUACUUCUGCUAUCUUUAUGACCACCUUGGUGAAGAGGGCAGAGGAAACACCAACAGGGUAGCAACAGUUGUGACCCGUGUGAAGGAAAUGAUUGCGACAGCACAGACUUACAGUAAAGAAGUGCUCAGGCUAGAGGACCAAUAUGAAAACACACAAAAGACUCUAAAGCAACUGCAAAGGUCUUUGACCGAAGAACACAGACACUGUGAACAAACCCGUCAGUACUGUCUACAGGAAGAGAGUCAACUAUCUCAUCUGGAAGAGCACUUGGAACAAGGUGGACACCAAGUCCAGGGAGCAUUCAGAGAGGUGAGUCCUUUGUACCAGGCAGCCCUUAAAGCCAUCCAGUCCCUCAGUCAGUCUGACCUGGAUGAGGUGCGACACUACAGACGGCCCCCUCAUGGAGUCGUCAUCCUCAUGGACUCUAUAUGCAUGCUGUUCGAUCGUCCAUGCAACUGGGAAAGCUGCAAACAGCUUCUAGGGAAGCCCGGUUUCCUACAGGAAUUGGAAUUCUUUGAUCGCUCAAAAGUAAGCGAUGAAAUGCUUCAAAAGCUCAGCGAAAUUGUGCAGUCCCCGAACUUCCAGCGGUGCGCAGUGCACAGUGUGAGCAGAGCCUGUGAAUCUCUCUGCUGCUGGGUGCGAGCGGUGUACCAGUACGCCAGUGUCCAGCGCCUCGUGGCCCCACAGAAAGCUCUGAAGAGGCGUUUGGCCAGAAGCAUGGCUGAGAGCCGUGCACGGUUGCGAGAGGACAGGCUGCAGGAGGAGGAGGCACGCAAGAGGCUGGAGGAGAUGGAGGAGCAGAGGGAGGUCAUCCAGAACCACCUGGAGGAGCUGGAAGCCCAGGUGCAUAAAGUCAAAGGUCAAGAGGAGGAGGCAACUGCUGCCAUCCAGCAAGUGAGAUUCUUUACUGAGAAAUGGAGCGCAGCCCUAAAGGAAACAGAAAGGAACAGCCAGACCCUCUCAGGUGACGCGCUGAUUGUGGCUGCAGCCGUGGCUUAUUUGGGCCCGUUUCAGCCCCACAUUCGACUAGAGUUACUGGAAAAGUGGCAGGCUCUGUGUCUUACGGGACAGAUCAACCUGAGUCCAGAAGACCCACGAACGUCUCUGUUUGGUGGAGCACAGUCUUCUACAGAUUCCCUCUUUGAACCGAUCCCUGUGGAUCCAGAUCUUCAGCGAGCCCUGGCUCGUGCUGUCGGACUGGAUCACUGUGCCGUGCAGGGUGUAAAUCCAUACCUGGUCUUGAAGCUGCUGCUGAUGGGCCACAGCACCCCCUGGGCUCACUGCUGGGCACUGCUGACACACACACAGCAAUACGAAGAGCUCAGUUCUCACACACUGCUGCUGAAAGGGCUGUUCCCAGGAGAAGAUGGAUGCUCUCAUAAAGAAGAUGACUAUGAGCUCGUCCUUUCUGCAGAUGACCCGGAAUUACUUGACAAACUCAGACACGGGGCAAAGACAGGACUGAGAGUGCUGGUUACUCACAUAGAGCAGGCUGUCCCCACCAAAGAGCUUGUCAGCAUGCUAGCUCGGCCAGCUGGAAGUCACUUCCUUGAGAAGGUCCGUCCGACUGCAGCAUGUCACCCUGCAUUCCGGCUGGUCCUGAGCACACCUCUGCCAGUACAUGCCCUUCUAGACGAGAUUCAUCCAUUAAUCCUGGAAAAGGUUAAAGUGAUUGAUCUGUCUCUCAGCACAUCUCAAGUCCGGGAUGUUAUUCUCUCUGAUCUACUACAGUCUGAGUGUUCAGGCCUGUGGGUACAGCAUUGCCAGGCUACGAGAGAUAAACACACACUUCAGGAAAAGCUUCAAAUAGAGGAGGCGUCUCUGAUGCAGUACAUCCUGAAGUCAGUCACCCCGCUGCUGCAGGACCCUGGGUUCCUCCCGCAGGUGUCUGUGUGUCAGAACUCCUCGCUGCUACUUCAGGCGCAGCUCGAAGGGCUGGCGGCGGAACGCGAUCGUCACAGACCUCUGCUGAGCAGCUUCCACCAGCGGGCAGCAGUGGCCACAGCACUGUACAAGGCUCUGGAGGAGGUCCAGCGCCUCUCACCCUUCUACAACUUCCGCUUGCGUGACUUCUUGAUCGCUUUGCGGCAAACUUUAGUCCUGAAGGGUCGACCGAAUGUCCGGAGCAGCAGGGGGGCGGAGGGGGCAGAGACAAGUGUAGUCGUGUCGGAGAUUACGCACAGGGUGGUGUCACACUUGCUUGCUCAGUACAGACCCUGUUUGUUCCAGCAGCAUGCAGAACUACUGAGGCUGCUCAUGUCUGUCUCCCUCAUGCACGAGGGCUGCACCGAGGCCGAACGGGUCACUUUCCUCAAAGGAUUCAGUGGCAUAAAAUUCCCACAAUGUGCUUCACCACCAACUGAAUGUUCUGACGCUGAGCUCCCAAACUGGAUAUCGCCACACGUCCAUGCUGAAGUCUGUCUCCUGGACAGAACCUCACCCUUCCGUGGUUUGGUCUCCUCCCUGCGGAAUUCCUCCAGGCAGUGGCAGGAGUACCUGCACUUUCCUUCAUCCACCGUGGUUGGACCCGUUCCGUGUCAGUCACAUUCCCACCUUACAAUGUUACAGCGCGCCAUUCUCUGGAAGACACUCUUCCCGGAGUGGCUGGCGGGGGUGGCAGAUGACCUCGCAGCCUGUCAGCACGGACGGACGGCAGACGGUCCUCACAUCGGCUGCUCUCUGAACUUGCUCUCCAGCGUUUUGUCCAGAAACAAAGGCCCUAUAAUUGUACACCUGCCUGGGCAGAGCACAGAUCGGUUAGGAUGCGUCCACCCUCUCCACUGGAUAAAACAGGCCGCCCAGUACCAGGCAGAUAGGAAAGGGGUGAAGGUGACUGUGCUUUCUUUUGGGUCUGAGUGCCAGAGAGAUGCCGUCCUCUCUGCUCUCGACACAGCGGUUCAGUCCGGCCAUUGGCUGGUCCUGAACAACUGUCACCUGCUUGAUCACUGGGAUGCUGAAGUGAUCACUCAGCUCAAACACCUGCUGUCCUGCACAACGAGAGGGCACCUGGCAGGUCUGGGUGCAGAUCAGGGGCUCGUUCCUGAUCGAGAUGCCGCUGACAAUCGGGUGCAUCCGGAUUUCCGACUGUGGUUUAUAACAAAAGGCCGCAAUCCACUUUCUGUUCCAGCCAUAGUGAGGAUUCAUGCACUGUUCUUGGCAUGCGACUCCCACUGGGACCUGAAGAGUGAGCUGUGCUGCUCUCUUAGACAAGUUCUAGCCACAGCUCGGUUGGCCGCCUGCCCGCGGCGUGGCACCAGCACCACUGAGCCGCUUCUCCGCUGCGCCGUCCUCCAUUCUGUGCUGCUGCAAAGGCAAAAACUGAAGAGUCUGGGACAAGGAAAAAUGUAUAACUGGAGCCAGGAGGACCUGCACAGCCUGGCAGAGGCCCACCUGCACAUCGCCAGACACUGCACUGACCCCACUGGAGCACUGGAGUACAUAGCAGCUUCCCUGACGCAUGGUGGUCAUGUGUCAGACUCUGGAGACUUGGAGGCUGUGAAAGCAGUUUGCAGACUCUCUCUCCAACCACCAGCUCCUUUGUGGGGAAGUGGACCUCACACACUUGCAGAAACCCUCAACAUGACAGCACAUUCUGAUGCAUAUUUAUAUGAGGAGGACGUUCUCCGAGGUCUGGAGCACUGUGUUCUGACCACACUGAACACCCUGAACAUCACUGAAGCUCAGGCGCUGGGUUUCAGUGAAGGAAUGAGCAGUGCAAUGCAGAAGGAGAAAGGUCGCACACUCUGCGUCCUGCUUCUUAAGUCCCAAAGCACCAGACGUCAUGCUGAUGACCUAAAUCAUGCUGAAGAGCUCUCUGACUACAGGAGGACUUUGGGAAGGCUGUGGGCAUUACGAGAGCAGAUGGGAGGCCAGGCGGAGAGCCACGCUGUGGCUGAGGGCACAGCAUGGCUGGGGCCUCUGCCCGCAUUUCUCCAGACGGAGUGGAAUCUCCUUAGAGAAACACUGUCCUCGGUGCUCGAGGGAGUUUCUCAGCCUUCUCAAGACCUUUCUGCUUCUCCAUACACCAUUUCAGAGUUAGAGAUUCGAGCAGACCUGCUCAGGAUGUAUCGGCAGCAGGGUUCUAACAGUUCACCUCAAACCUACUGUUUAUCUGCCUUCACUAACCCUCGGGGCUUUCUGGCAUCCCUGAUCAGGGAGACCAUCUGUAACAAACACAGAGACGCCAGCCACGUGUCCCUGCACUUCCAGGUCUUAGAGGCUGCAGCGGUUCCGUCCUCUGUCUCUUCAGAUGGCAUCUACCUUUGUGGACUGGAGCUACAUGGAGCACUGUGGGACACGAGGCUCAGGGCUCUGCACGCCACUCUGUCCCCCAACCCCUGUGCCCUUCCACUUCUCUGGGUCAGGGCUCUGGUGAGGGACGAACACCUCAGCUCUCCUGACAAUCUACACACCAGUUCAUCCUCCAUGCAGCUCUAUAACUGUCCCCUGUACGUUCACAGCCAGAACAAGGAUGGAGGCUGGAGCCUCUCUGAGGAAAACAUAGUCACUCACAUUCCACUCAAAACAAAACUAGAUCCAGCACUAUGCACUCUCAGAAGGGUUAGGCUAGUCAGUACACUCAAAGAAAAGGAACUCUCAUGCUGAUUUCUAAACUAGGAAGUGCAUCUGGAAGACAUCAUUCAGAUAAAGGAGUGUGUAGCGCAGCCUCUUCAUUCUAGUCAAGGUUUUUAAUUUUACAAAUAUGUACAAAAGUACAAAGACAAAUGUUUGUUAUUGUGUAAAAUGAAUCAAAAUUCACUAAUACCACUCAUAGUGGUAUAAACCAUCUUCGUACUAUGGCACGCUUCCAAAAUUCAAAGAAUAUGUAAAAACAUUUACAUUUAUUUAUGCCAUUUAGCUGAAACACACAUGAAGCUGACAC